AUGUCGAAUCUCGGCACAAAGAUACACGAGAAAAUGAGUAAUAGGGAUACCUUCACUCUUUUCCCCAAGCUUCCCCCGCAGCUUCGACGGUAUGUAUGGAUCCAGGCAUUGCCGAGCGACCUCAAGACAGCACCAACUUUUCUGUUUCCGUAUAAGAAGGGCUGCUGGCAUCAUGAGCGUGUCAUAGAAUUUGAUGACAACGACAAUCACGAUCAUCGCCACCGCCCCGUCCGCAGGUAUGAGUUCCGCACCGAACUUCUCGGUACGGCCCAGUUCAAGACCAGCAUCGCAUUAAUCAACCGUGAGUCCCGAGAGGUUGCGCAGACUUGGGUUCGACAACAGAGGGUUCCGCAAGCAGCAGCAUGGGGUACGGCCUCCACAGCGAUCUUCCAUGCUUUUGACCCCAACCACGAUGCCCUGUUCGUACCUCUGAUUCAGUGGGACGAGCUUCUCGAAGAGUUGUACGAAGGAUUUGCCAAUACGCUGAGGGGCUGGGGGCACCUUGCUCAUAGUGCCAACUCAAAGGUUAAGUACUUGGCUGUGACAGAUGACUUGCUACUUUGUGAGUUUGAUAACGUCCGUUGGCUGCGGGAUAUUCUCCGCCCUUUCCCCAAGGUAGAAGCUUUAUUGGUUGUUGCCGGCCCCAUAGACUACAGUGGCGAAGCAAAGCCGCCACAAUACUAUGACUUCAGCCAGGCACCAGAACUAUGUAAGUACAAAUGGAACAACGGAUGUUGGGGGCUGGGCCGUGGGAGCGGACAUGAAAACGGCGAGAUACAAGAUGGGUCUAUCAAGCCCUUACUUGAACACAUCAAGAAUGCUUUUGACCUACACCCCCGCGUCGAACCGUUUAUCGAGGUUUGGAGUGUCGUCGCCCAAAAUAUCCUCUAA
Molecule: messenger RNA, 891 nt
Organism: Clonostachys rhizophaga
Lineage: Eukaryota; Fungi; Ascomycota; Sordariomycetes; Hypocreales; Bionectriaceae
Source: the annotation of a GenBank genome assembly